AUGGCUGGAAAUUUCCUCAUUAUUGUGUUAGUUGUGACUGAUCAGCACCUUCACACACCCAUGUACUUCUUUCUGGGGAACCUAUCCUUCCUGGAGACCUGCUACACAUCCACCCUCCUGCCAAGGAUGCUGGCCACUUUCCUGACAGGUGACAGAACCAUUUCUAUUACUGGCUGCCUUACACAAUUUUAUUUUUUUGGUUUUCUGGUGACCUCUGAAUGCCUCCUCUUGUCAUCAAUGUCUUUUGAUAGGUAUUUAGCCAUAUGCAAACCACUGCAUUAUGCAACUCUAAUGAAUCACAAGUUGUGCAUAAUACUAGCAGCUGGCUCUUGGAUAACUGCACUUCUGGUCAGCGCCAUUAUCACCUUUUUCAUGGCACAAUCAAUUUUCUGUGGACCUAAUGAAAUUAAUCAUUUCUUUUGUGACUUCACUCCAGUUAUAAAGCUCUCCUGCAGUGACACUUACUUGGUAGAAUUUGUAACUACCCUCCUGGCCUCUCUAUGCACAUUUCCUUCCUCCCUAUUAACCUUGAUGUCAUAUGCUUGCAUCAUCACCACUAUCCUGGGAAUUCCUUCAACCACUGGGAAGAAAAAGGCAUUUUCCACCUGCUCCUCUCACCUUAUUGUCGUGACAAUUUACUAUGGGACCUUAAUGGUUGUAUACAUUUCACCCAGAAAUGACAAAUUAAAGAACUUGAACAAAGUUCUCUCUCUCUUCUACACUGUGCUGACUCCCCUGGCCAAUCCCCUUAUCUACAGCCUGCGGAACAAAGAAGUUAAGGAAGCUUUGAAAAAGACUGUCAUUAAGCCUUUGGCUUUCACAGGAACUUGA
Messenger RNA from Alligator mississippiensis (American alligator), 831 nucleotides. RefSeq names its product olfactory receptor 6B1-like. The coding region runs from base 1 to 831 and encodes 276 amino acids. Gene Ontology annotation, molecular function: olfactory receptor activity; G protein-coupled receptor activity. Gene Ontology annotation, biological process: G protein-coupled receptor signaling pathway. The record is from RefSeq and is a predicted model, not a curated record. The transcript has a single exon. Gene Ontology annotation, cellular component: membrane. Lineage: Eukaryota; Metazoa; Chordata; Crocodylia; Alligatoridae.